GCCCGCCGCCCCGACAUGGCGAUCGCAAGGCAAGUGCUUUGUCUCUCCGCUUUCCUCUCCCUGCCGCACGCUCGCUCCGAGCCCAUCCGCUACUCCGUGGCCGAGGAGGCGGAGAGCGGCUCCGUGGUCGCCAACGUGGCGGAGGACGCGGGGCUGGCCCCGGCGCAGCUCUCGGCUCGCCGCGCGCGCCUGGCCUCGGAGGACGGCCGGCAGCGCUUUCGCUUAGACCGCGGCACCGGCCGCCUCGUCGUGGCCGAGAGGCUGGACCGGGAGGAGCUGUGCGGCCAGUCCGGGCCGUGCACGCUGCCCUUCGAGCUGCUGCUGGCAGACCCCCUGCAGUUCUUUCGGGUCGAGGUGGCCGUGGAGGACAUCAAUGACCAUUCGCCCGUUUUCCCGGAGGAACGCGUCACUCUUAAGAUCCUGGAAAGGAGCGACCCGGGCUCGCGUUUCCCGCUGGAGGGGGCUCGGGACCUGGAUAUUGGCAGCAACAGCAUCCAGGCUUACAGCCUCGCUCCUGAGAACGAGUACUUUAGUGUCUCCUUUGGGAGUCAGAGUGAGGACGACAAAUAUGUGGAACUGGUGUUGGAAAAGCCCCUAGACAGAGAGGAGCAGACGGAGUAUGGUUUCAGUCUCAUCGCUGUGGACGGAGGCUCUCCACCAAGGAGUGGGACCACCCAAAUCCUCAUUGUUGUUCUAGAUGUAAAUGACAACACCCCCGUUUUCACACAGAAACUAUAUGUUGGGCAGGUUUUGGAAAACGCGCCAGAGGGCUCUGUGGUUCUCAGUGUGGUGGCAACUGAUCUGGAUGCGGGACCUAAUGGGGACAUCUCCUACCAGUUCAGCCAAGCCAUGGGCCAGAGCCACUCGGCAUUCACGCUUGACCCCAAGAGUGGUGAAAUUCGACUUACCAAGCCUCUGGACUUUGAGGCAGCAGAGAAUCACGAGCUCAGCGUGCGGGCCACAGAUGGCGGGGGCCUCUCGGCAAUCUGCAAGGUUUUGGUGGAGGUGGUGGAUGUGAACGACAAUGCACCGGAGCUGGUGGUCAGUUCCUUCAGCAGCCCCCUCCCCGAGAACGCAUUACCUGGGACGGUGGUCGCCCUCUUUACUGUCAGGGACCGGGAUGCUGGUGCCAAUGGGAAGAUCAGCUGUGCCCUUGAAGACCAGCUGUCAUUCUCCCUGCGGCCAGCCUAUAAGAAUUACUAUGAGCUGGUGACCGUGAGCGCUCUGGACCGGGAGAAGACAGCACAGUACAUCCUGACUGUUACAGCAGCAGACGCGGGGUCACCUCCUCUGACAACCACCCAGACCUUCACAGUGGACAUCUCCGAUGUCAAUGACAAUGCACCUGUCUUCAACCAGACAUCGUACACCAUGCACGUGCGUGAGAACAAUGUCCCCACGGUGCUUGUUGGAGCCGUCAGCGCUGUGGAUGCCGACGUGGGGCCCAAUGCCAAGGUGACCUAUUCCCUGGCACUGGCCCACCCCGCAGAGCGGCCUCCCUGCUCCUGCAUCUCCGUGAACUCUGAGAACGGGCACGUGUUUGUGCUGCGGCCUCUGGACUAUGAGCAGGUGAGGCAGAUCGAGGUCUUGGUGAGGGCCUCUGAUGCAGGGUCUCCUCCCCUUAGUGCCAACGUCACUGUCUGCCUUGUUGUGGUGGAUGAGAACGACAAUGCACCGCUGGUGCUGUACCCCUCACAGGACAGCAGCACACCAUCGAGCGAGCUGGUGCCCGUGUCGGCUGAGGCAGGCUACCUCGUCACCAAAGUGGUGGCUGUUGAUGCCGACUCAGGGCAGAACUCAUGGCUCUCGUACCACCUGCUGAGGGCCACCGACCCCGGGCUGUUUGUGGUGGGUGCCCAAAGCGGGGAGGUGCAGCUGAGGAGGCCAGUGACGGAGAGAGAUGCCGUGAAGCAGAAGCUCGUUGUCCUAGUGCGAGACAACGGGCGGCCACCGCUCUCGGCCACUGCUGCACUGAGCGCACUCCUGCUCAAUGACUUCUCGGAUGCGCGCCUAUCGCAUAGCAGCCUGGCCACGGAGGAUGAAGGCGACUCCCUGACAACCUAUUUAAUCAUUUCAUUGGUCUUUGUCUCAGUGCUCUUCCUCGCAUCCAUGGCAGCCUUCAUCACUCUCAAGGUGUGCAAGAGAAAGGACCUGAAGGGUGGGCAUGUGCUUUACGGCCCUGGCAACUUGCAGAGCAGCCUGGCCGAUGCGGCUGCUGCAGGGACCCUGCCCCACGCCUAUUGCUACGAGAUCAGCCUCACAACAGGCUCAGGCAACAGCGAGUUCAAGUUCCUGAAGCCCAUCCUCCCCAGCCUGCCACCACAGCAGUGUGCCACGGGCGGGGGCACCGAUGAGGAACAAGAUUUCCCCUGUGGCCCCAUCACCAUGGAGGACGUGGCACCAGAACACCCCGGGAUGCUCUCUGCAGAACAGUUCAAUAGUCUUUCCUUUCACUAGCAUGGAGUCAUCACAGCGAGAGGCUUCAUGCCUCGCGAUGGGAAGGGUUCCGGGCUACAACAUGUGGCAAUGGUUCGUCCAGAGUAAAUCUGUAUUUGCAAUUGGCAUCACCAAUUUCCCUCAAAUUCUGGAGUCAGAAGAAAUGUUGUCUCACCCUCCAAAACACAUACAAACAAUAGAAAGUAAGGCUCCCUCAGUCAGGUAAUAAUAUAUUUCGGCUGUCUUAUGGUUGUUUCUGAAAUGCUUCCAGAGUGGGGUUAGGUCGAGGGGCCCCAGCUAAGUUUUGUCUCACUUGCUGUCAGGCAACACCGUCGACCUCUGAUU
Molecule: messenger RNA, 2781 nt
Organism: Gavia stellata (red-throated loon)
Lineage: Eukaryota; Metazoa; Chordata; Aves; Gaviiformes; Gaviidae
Product: protocadherin beta-15-like
Exons: 1
Coding region: 16-2457 (813 amino acids)
Biological process (GO): homophilic cell-cell adhesion
Cellular component (GO): plasma membrane
Molecular function (GO): calcium ion binding
Source: RefSeq, a predicted model, not a curated record